AUGACAUCUUCGUUCGAUCCAUCGCUCUCAACGAGUGGCAUGCGCCCUCCUCUGGCGUCGGCAGAUGCGCCAUCCAUGGCGGACUCCUUACCUAGCAUCAACUUUGGGUUUGAAGACUUGCGCAAUCGCAUGGCACAAUUUACUGUAAAAUUCGAUGCAUUCAUUGAACGGGGGCGCAAACAGGUCCUCGAGGAGAGAAACCAGUUUCAUAUCAAUCUUGCUGAGUUACAAGAGGACGAACGGAUGCGGCAACGUGACAUUGAGAUUUUGAAUCUCAAAUCCCAAACCCACGAACAAACUCUUCAGAAAGAGGCGGCUGAGGCGGCUGAAAUGCACACGGCUAUUUCCACGAUCACCAUGGAACGCGACGCUCGUCUCAUCAAGCGAGACCGUCUCAAACAGCAAAUUGCGGAAACCCGAAAGGCAAUCAACCAACGACUAGAGGCACAGAAAAAUCACGCAAAACACCUGGACGCGCAAUCUCGGCUCAACAACCCGGAAUUGGAGUUUUGGCAGGAUUACCUCUGUUUACGAAUUGAGGGAGCAGGCCGAGAGGACCGGUUGAAAUUUGUUUACAGCCAUGUAGUAGAGAAGGACUGGGAAGCGGAGGCAUGGUUUGAAUUGGGAACAGCCAGUCGUGAUUACGAAGUCUUUCACACCCGACCCAAGGUGAACCGUGAAGCUCUGGAGCGCGAGGUUGAUCUUGUUAAUGAGGACCGAGACUUUGGCGCAUUCCUCAAACGAAUGCGCAAGUUAUUCGUGGAGACUAUGAACUAA
Penicillium longicatenatum is the source of this 777-nucleotide messenger RNA. Its product is annotated as kinetochore Spc25 family protein. The coding region runs from base 1 to 777 and encodes 258 amino acids. The transcript is spliced from 2 exons. Lineage: Eukaryota; Fungi; Ascomycota; Eurotiomycetes; Eurotiales; Aspergillaceae. Gene Ontology annotation, cellular component: Ndc80 complex. Gene Ontology annotation, biological process: chromosome segregation. The record is from RefSeq and is a predicted model, not a curated record.